Hylaeus volcanicus is the source of this 1389-nucleotide messenger RNA. Its product is annotated as atrial natriuretic peptide receptor 2-like. The coding region runs from base 1 to 1386 and encodes 461 amino acids. Gene Ontology annotation, biological process: receptor guanylyl cyclase signaling pathway; protein phosphorylation; intracellular signal transduction. The transcript is spliced from 7 exons. Lineage: Eukaryota; Metazoa; Arthropoda; Insecta; Hymenoptera; Colletidae. The record is from RefSeq and is a predicted model, not a curated record. Gene Ontology annotation, molecular function: protein tyrosine kinase activity; guanylate cyclase activity; ATP binding.
AUGUCCUAUCUCCACGCCAGCGAGGUCUCGGCGCACGGGAAGCUUAGAUCCUGCAACUGCUUGAUCGACUGUCGGUUCGUCUUGAAAAUUUCAGACUUCGGCCUGAAGACCCUCACUACGCCCUCUGAUCUGAUAAUGGACGACAUUUAUUACACCAAAUUGCUUUGGAUCGCUCCAGAGCUACUGCCUCUGACGGUGAUGCCUGGGAGCACAGCGACCCAGAAGGGCGACGUUUACAGCUUCGCCAUAAUUUUAGAGGAGAUCGUCGUUCGCGGGGGACCCUACGAAACGGUUAAAGCGUCAAUGACCUCCCAAGAGAUCGUGAGUCGCGUGACCGCGUCAGAAACGCCGCCGUUUAGACCGGAAGUGACGCCAAAGGAUUGCCCACUGGAUAUCCUCUCGCUGAUGGAGAAAUGUUGGAACGAGAUCCCAGAGGAGCGACCAACCUUUCACGCCGUACGUGGAACCAUACGCGGCAUCAUGAAAGGUUACUGCGAGAAUUUAAUGGACGAUCUGUUGAGGCGGAUGGAGCAAUACGCGAACAAUUUGGAGGCUCUCGUCGAAGAGAAAACGGAGCAGCUGAGUCUAGAAAAACGACGAAGCGAAGAGCUUCUUUACCAAGUACUCCCACGCCAGGUGGCGUGCCAACUGAUGGCGGGAGAAUUGGUCCAACCGGAACAAUUCGAAUGCGUGACGAUUUAUUUCAGCGAUAUAGUGGGAUUCACAGCUCUUUGCGCGCAGAGUACGCCGAUGGAAGUGGUGGACUUCCUUAAUGACCUCUACAGCACUUUCGAUCGCAUCAUCGAAUUCUACGAUGUCUACAAGGUGGAGACGAUAGGAGACGCGUACAUGGUAGUAUCCGGCCUACCAGAGAGGAACGGCGACGAGCACGCAAGGGAGAUAGGCCUGAUGGCGUUAGCCAUUUUGGACGCCGUGAAAUCGUUCACAAUAAUGCAUAAACAGAACGCUCAGUUGAGCGUGAGAAUUGGAGUACACAGUGGGCCCGUUUGCGCCGGCGUCGUGGGCCAGAAGAUGCCCCACUAUUGUCUCUUCGGCGACACUGUAAAUACUGCGUCCAGGAUGGAAUCUUCGGGACUGCCGCUUUGCAUACACGUGUCCAAAGCAACGAAAUGCAUACUGGACAAGUUUGGGACGUUCGACCUCGAGCUCAGGGGCGAAGUGGAGCUAAAAGGGAAAGGACGAGUCACUUCUUACUGGUUGAGAGGUUGCUCGGAACCAGAUCCACGACCUCUAACCCCGAAAUACCGCAGGCACAGCGUCAGCUCCCCAGAAAACAACCUUAACCCCCUGAUUUUCCCACCGAACAACGCCAACGGCCCGAGAACAAACAACAACACUUUCAUUAACUUGUCCGAGCUACAGUAGAAC